AAUUGAAUCUAUCCUACUAUAAAAACAUCAUCGUACAUUGUUUUGUGCGUACCAUUCAGUCCACCAGUGUUUUGCAACAGUUGCUAAGAAAUGGCUCCAAUAACUUUGUACACAACCCGUCAUACACCGGCUGGGCGAGCCGUUGAGAUGACUGCAAAAUUGAUCGGUGUUGAUCUGGAUAUCAAGUUUAUUGACCUCGCGCAAAAAGAACACAUGAGUGAGGAGUUUUUGAAGCUGAACCCUCAACAUACGGUUCCGACUAUCGUGGAUGACGGUGUGCCUUUGUACGAUAGUCACGCGAUCAAUAUCUAUCUUGUAUCGAAGUACUCCCAAGAUGAUGCUUUAUAUCCGAAAGAUCUGCUGAUGCAGGCACGCAUCAACGCGAUUUUGCACUUCGAAUCUGGCAUUCUGUUUGCUCGGCUUCGUGGAGCAUUGCAUUCGAUCUUACAACAGGGAAUCUCGGACGUUCACCCGGAAAAGUUUAACGCCAUCCGCGACGCUUACGAUCUGGCGGAAGCGAUGCUGAGGUCCGACUAUUUCGUUGGUGACUCACUCACUCUAGCCGAUAUUAGCUGUAGCACUUCGUUGGCAUCGUUGAACGCACUCCUUCCAGUUGAUGCCGAUAGGUGCCCCAAACUAGUGGCUUAUCUCAAACGGUUGGAAGAGAAUUUGCCAUACCACAAGGAGUACAAUUUGGAUCGUAUUAAUGAAGCGAAGGUGGCGUUCAAACAAAAGUUUAGUGGAAACAAGAAGGAAUAA
Topomyia yanbarensis is the source of this 759-nucleotide messenger RNA. Its product is annotated as glutathione S-transferase 1-like. The record is from RefSeq and is a predicted model, not a curated record. Lineage: Eukaryota; Metazoa; Arthropoda; Insecta; Diptera; Culicidae. The transcript has 2 exons. Gene Ontology annotation, molecular function: glutathione transferase activity. Bases 91 to 759 code for a protein of 222 amino acids. Gene Ontology annotation, biological process: glutathione metabolic process.